AUGGCGGCCGCGGGCCUGGCCGUGAGUCCGCUCGCACGCCUCAACCCCUGGCUGAGCGCGUGCGACCUGGAGGAGGAGGGCGCGGGCGCCGAGUGCGGCUCGGGGCAGGCGGCGUGCAGCGGCGGCGGCGCCGAGACGCUGGCGGGGCGCGACGUGCCCGCGCUUUGCGCGAUGGCUGCGAGCGAACGCGCGCGGCGCCUGGCCGAGCUGCGGUUGCGCGCCUGCUGCGAGCGCUCUCCUGCAUCCGCACUGGACCGCAGCGCGCGCGCCGACGUUCUCGCCGGCGGGGAACGCUGCGACACCACGCUGCGCGACCUCCUCGCCCUCGACGCCAUGGUGGCGCGCGUGCACUGCGACUUCGUCGGAAUCCUUCACCGCUACGACUGCGACCAGUCCUAUUCUGUUCACACCUGUAACGAAUGCCAGGUGAGUCUUCGUCGCGUUUGCAGGUGCAUCGGUAACGCGACAGCCCGGAACUGGAUAGGAAAACUUUUCCUGUGCGAAUCAAAUCGAUCGGAGACCCGGAGUAGCAGGACUAAAGAGAAAUAUCCCAAGGUUAUCAGUCCAAACUAA
Molecule: messenger RNA, 573 nt
Organism: Leptosia nina
Lineage: Eukaryota; Metazoa; Arthropoda; Insecta; Lepidoptera; Pieridae
Source: the annotation of a GenBank genome assembly